AUGGCGGCCGCAGUCUCUUCCACCGAAGAGAAGACGGCGGACAUCAUUGGGGCCAACCGGUCCGAUCAUGAGUUUCAGACCUCCCUGGCCGAGUUUGGCCUGCGCUUAAACGAGAAUGGAUUCAUUCGAUGGGGAAACGACAAUCCGAAACAUCCCCGGAACUGGUCCGGCAAAGCCAAGGCAUACAACGCCGUCAUUAUCCUCCUGCUGGAGUUUAUCACCAGUGCUGUUGGUACGGCUGGCACCGCCGCUGCCCAGUCCAUGCAGGAUGACUUUGAUGUGGACUUGGCCCUCUCCAUCUUUUGUCUGACCUCCACCUAUCUCAUCGGUCAAGGCAUCGGGGGUGUCUUUUUCCCUCCGUAUUCCGAGAUCUUUGGCCGCAAGACCCUGUAUAUUGUCUCGACCUUCAUCUACUGUAUCUUCUCGAUCAUCACCGCGAGCGUCCAUGCCCUCCCCGCCAUCAUCAUCGCGCGCUUUCUGUCGGGAUUGGCGUCCGCCGUGCCCACGAUUGUCGUGGCCGGCAGCAUGGAAGAUCUGUUCAACACGCGAGCCCGGGUGUGGAUGAUCUUCAUCUGGGCGGUCAUUGGCAAUGCUGCCGUCUGUGUUGGACCCAUCUACAGCGCCUAUGUCACCCAGUCGGUGGGAUGGCGGUGGGUGUUCUACAUGGCCGCUAUCGGUCUGGGCGUCCUGUUGGGAUUCUGCUUCUCGCUCCGGGAGACUCGUCCCAGCUUGCUGCUGGAGCGAGAGGUCAGUGUGUUGCGCAAGCACCAGCCCUCCCGGGACAUCAAGACCCUCAACCCGGACGUGGCGCCGGACUUCCACACCCUGAUCGUCGUGACGCUGCUCCGACCCCUGCGACUCCUCUUCACCGAGCCGAUCAUCAUGGCCGUGGCCUUCAUGGGGUCGAUCACCUGCGCCCUCUUCUACCUGCAGGCCGAGUCCAUUCCUCUCGUGUUCGAAGCCUACGGCUGGUCCACCGCCACGGCCUCCCUGGGCUUCGUGCCGGUGUUGCUCGGUUGUCUCUUUAGCUCUCUCACCCGAUUCUAUGACCACCAUCACCUGGCGACGAUCAUCAAAGGCGGACGGGCCGUGGAGCCCGAAGACAAACUGAGAGGGUUCGCGCUGGCCGCACCCUGCCUGGCCGGUGGACUCUGGCUCUUCGCCUGGACGAUCCCCCCCCUCACCAGCGUCCACUGGAUGGUGCCAAUGAUCGCCCAAUUCUUCGUCGGCUUCGCGCUGAAUGAAAACGUCUACACCCUGACCGGGUACCUCGCCGACAGCUACACCAUCUACGCGGCCUCGGGCUUUGCCGGUCUGAUCCUAGCGCGCGCCUCGACGUGUGCCAUCAUCGUCCCCUUCACGCGCGCCAUGUACGUCAAUCUGGGCUACAACGUAGCGACCUCGAUCCUAGCGGCCAUCGCCACGCUCUUCUGUGUGGCCCCGGUGGUGUUCCUACGCUAUGGAAAGCGGAUCCGGGAAGCGAGCGUGUUUGCCAAGUUGAGCUUGACGACCUAUCGGGAGAAUCGGGUCGAGGAUGAUAUGGAUAGUUGUUAGGCCGAACCUGAUACAGUGGAUGGAUGGGAUAGAUCGGAAAGAGACCAUCUGAUCCAAUGCCAACAUUGCAUUCAGAUGGAUUGUAUGG
Messenger RNA from Aspergillus ibericus CBS 121593, 1642 nucleotides. Its product is annotated as MFS general substrate transporter. Gene Ontology annotation, molecular function: transmembrane transporter activity. Gene Ontology annotation, biological process: transmembrane transport. Lineage: Eukaryota; Fungi; Ascomycota; Eurotiomycetes; Eurotiales; Aspergillaceae. The record is from RefSeq and is a predicted model, not a curated record. The transcript has 3 exons. Bases 1 to 1554 code for a protein of 517 amino acids.